Molecule: messenger RNA, 1335 nt
Organism: Tupaia belangeri chinensis (Chinese tree shrew)
Lineage: Eukaryota; Metazoa; Chordata; Mammalia; Scandentia; Tupaiidae
Product: carcinoembryonic antigen-related cell adhesion molecule 6-like
Exons: 8
Coding region: 53-1309 (418 amino acids)
Biological process (GO): regulation of immune system process; signal transduction
Cellular component (GO): plasma membrane; cell surface
Molecular function (GO): protein tyrosine kinase binding
Source: RefSeq, a predicted model, not a curated record
AAGCACAGCAGAGCGGCCCCUGCACAGCAGCAGCCUGGGAGUGUCUCUGAAGAUGAAGCUCUUCCCACAGACGGAGGACAGCACAGGCAGCAGGGCCAUGGAGCGCCCCUCAACUUCUCCCCACUGGGGGUGCACUCCCUGGCAGGAGCUCCUGCUGGCAGUCUCACUUUUAACCUUCUGGCACCUGCCCAUCACUGCCCAACUCACUAUCAAAUCGGAGCCGUUCAAUGCCACCCAAGGGAAGGAUGUUCUACUAAGUGUUUACAAUGUGCCAGUGGAUGUUAGUGGGUACCAAUGGUACAGAGGGGAAAGGGUGGACAGGAGCCAACUAAUUUUACAAUAUGAGACGAAUUCUCAAAGAGUCACUGAAGGACCUCAAUAUAGCGGUCGAAAGGAAAUAUUCUCCAAUGGAUCCCUGCUCCUCCGUAAUGUCCGCCAAGAAGACUCGGGAUUCUACACCAUACAUACUAUAACAGGCAUUGAAACUGACCAAGCAUCUGGACAAUUCCGCGUAUUCUCGGAAUUACCCAAACCCUUCAUCACUAGCAACAACUCCCACCCCAUGGAGGACAAGGACUCUGUAAAACUCGCCUGUGAGCCUGAGACUCCGGACACAACCUACCGCUGGUGGAUAAAUGGUAUGAGCCUCCCGGACAGUGACAGGAUAGUGCUGACCAAGGACAACAGGACUCUCACUUUACUCAGUGUCACAAGGACCAACAAAGGACCCUAUGGGUGUGAAACUCAGAACCCAGUGAGCACCGGCCGCAGUGACCCCAUCACUCUGGAUAUCUCCUAUGGCCCGGACCCUCCCACCAUUUCUCCCCCAGACUCGAAUUAUCCUCCAGGAUCAAACCUCAGCCUCUCCUGCCACGCAGCCUCUAAACCACCUGCACAGUAUUUUUGGUUUCUCCCCAGGAGACCCCAGCAAUCCACACAAGUGCUCUUUAUUCCAAAUAUCCAUAAACAUGAUGGUGGAUCCUACAUCUGCCUCGCCCGUAACUCAGCCACCAACCUCAGUAGAGCCACGAUCAAGAAUAUCGUAGUCAUUGCAGAAGAAAUUGCCCAAGGCCUACCUGUGGGGGCCAUUGCUGGCGCUGUGACCGCGGCACUGUUUGGGGUGGCUCUGGUGGCCACCCUGGGGUAUUUCCUCUUCCGCACAAGGACUGGCAGGUCCAGUGUCCAGGGUGACCUCAGGGAGCACCAGCCCCCGGUGUCCACUCCCGGCCAUGGUCCCUCUGACAGCUCCUCCUUCCAGGCUCAGAGGCUGCUGCUCAGGAGACAGCCUGUCACUCCUGACGGGAAAUGACCAAAAGGAGAGGCAGGCGGGGAAGA